Messenger RNA from Pichia kudriavzevii, 3621 nucleotides. RefSeq lists its product as uncharacterized. Bases 1 to 3621 code for a protein of 1206 amino acids. The transcript has a single exon. The record is from RefSeq and is a predicted model, not a curated record. Lineage: Eukaryota; Fungi; Ascomycota; Pichiomycetes; Pichiales; Pichiaceae.
AUGUAUUCACAGUUAUUCGUCUUUAGCUUGAAGAAGAAUAUUACUAAGUGCCGGUAUUCCAAUAAGAAACAGCAGAUGUCUAAAAACUUCACCUUGGGAAAAGAUAUUCAUUUUGAGUAUGCACGACCUCAAUGUGCCAAGCGAGAUAGCUCCCGCAUAUCUCAUGGUGAUUUAUCAUUUGAAGUCGAAAUAGAUGAUUUUCAGGGUGAUUAUCCUUUAUCUAGAGUCAUCAAACAGGAUCAAGAUGGGAAUGUGAUUGUCCAAGAAGUUCAAGAUGAAAGUGAGUUUAGGGUAAUAUUUGAUAGUGAUGGAAAUAAGCGUAUAAUACAUCCCCAAUAUCCACCAUGUUCACCAAAUUUACAUGAACAGAUAUUGGAACAUCAGUUAGGCGAAGAAGAACUAAAUAGCCACGCUUUUGAUCGUGAUACUGAACAAGUGCAUCUCCCCUGUUCGGAUUGUGAAAAUGAGUAUUGUACGCAUACGGGAUUAGAGACUAAUCAUCAGAUAAAAGAGCUCUGUCAAAGAAAACGGAAAACUGAAUACCAUGAUGGCAAUCCAUGCAAGAGUGAAUGUUGGGAUCACUCUUCUAAAGAAUUGGAAGGUGGCAAUGCUGAUCUCCGUUAUGAUAAUUUGAUAAAACAAGGGGAAGAACCAGAAGAAGAACACGCAGUAGAAGAGGAUGAAGAAGUGUAUGACGAGAGUGAGGAAGAAUAUGAAGCUCACAACUGUUCAUGCCACCGCCAUAGAAAUGCACUCAAUAAAAAAUCUAGACACAUUCCUAGUAUGUUGGAAAAACAGAAGUCUAUCAUUUUUGAGCAAAUUCAAAUACCGGUAAUGGGCAAUUUUCUUUGGGAUUUUGAACAUCAAAAUGACAUUCCAGAUAUGGUGAAAUUCUGGAUUAGCCUAUCGUACGAACGUAAGCGGGAAAUAGCUGAUAUAGAUUUUCUUGAAAUUCUGAAUUUGGUUCAAGUGGAUCAAAAGACAAACUGUUUAUGUCAGUUGUGUGGAAAUAGGAAAAUAGUGAUUCAAAAUGAAUUAUUGAAGUUGUAUAAUGGUUAUUAUAAUAUUCGAAGACUUGUUGCAUCUUCAUUGGAUGAGGUUGACCUUAAUAUAAACACUAUAAAUGCGAUGCUGGGUAUUGUGGAGGAAGAAUUAACCAUGCAACCAGAAGAAAAUUAUGAUUUAGAGCACAAAAAUCCCACCUCAAAGGAGACUAACUAUUCAUUCAAUGGCUUACUGUCUGUUGCUGAUGACUUAGUAAAAAAUAAUGGCGAGAAUUUUAUCAAUCUAAUUGAAAAGUUGGAGAAUAGAGGAGACUCAUCCAGCGUAACACUAAAGGAUAAAGUAGACGAAGAAAGUACCUUCAAAGAAAGUGAUAUAGAGCGGCCACGGGAAGAGGAAUUUCAAGAAGGAGAGGAUUACGAGGAAGAUUAUGAAGAAGACUACGAAGAAGAUAACGAUGAGGAGGAAGACUAUGAAGAUGAAUAUGAGAGUGACAAUGUAUCUAUCAAUUCGGAUGAUGAUUUUUCUUCAAAAAGGAGGCUUGAAGAAACAUACAGGAUGCUCUUGAUCUAUUCUUCUAAAAUUCUGCGAAUGAGACUAUAUUCAGCCUUUCAGGCUAAGCGAGCUGAAGAUAUUUCUAAAAGCCUAUUAGAAGAGGAGGCUCGAGAAGCGAAACUGAGAGAGGAAAGAGAAGAGAAAGAAAAGGCAAAAAAGGAAAGAGCAAAAGAAAAAAAAAGGUUGCAGAAGAUGGCAAAGGAAGAAGAAAGAAUGCGGUUGCAAAAGGAAAAAGAGGAGAAGGAACGUUUAUUGAGAGAAGAACAGCAGCGUAAAAUGGAAGAAGGCCGUAAACGUAAAGAAGCUGAACGUAAAAAACGGGAAUUAGAGUUGCAGAAGAAGCAAGAGGAAAGGAGAAAAAACAAAGAGGCUGAGUUAGAACGUCAAAAAAGAGAGAAACAGGAGAAAGAGAAGAAAAAACUUGAAGCAAAAAGACUUAGGGAGGAAGAAUUGAAAUUAAAAUCCCAAGAGAAGGAGAAGAGAGAAAAAGAGCGGUCAACAGCUAGGCAAAAAGAUAAUGAGAAGAAAACGCUUGCACAAGAAGCGCAGAACAAAAAAGGAGGCCAGGAUCAAGACUACGAAAACCCAGAUUUUGAGUUGAAGCACCAAAAUAAUCCAAUGGAAUUCAAGGGAGUUCCAUCAAGGGCAUCUAACUAUCAGAUAAGUUUUCAGCCAUCAUAUUCACUAAAAUCUGUAGCAGAAUCUCCCAUUUCUAUGAAAAAUGUCUCCUUUGCUAAUCAAUAUGAUAGUAAUUUAAUUGAAAUCAUCAAUCCUGCCACUAAGAGUAUGGCUAUGGGUUCGGGUAGCGAUGUUUUUCAAUCGAUGCACAACCCAGUUACGGAUUUAUCUGAUAAGCUAAAUACAACAGAGAAGAACAUCGAGAAUGCGGGCAACAUUUCAUCUAAUCUUAAUAGCUUCAACUCUAUGCUAUUUGAUCACAGUGCGCUGAGGGAUAUGCAUGGUUUCUCGGACUCACUGUGGAAUGGUUCCGAUUGCAUUCCUAAUUCAUCAACUACUCUAAAUCCUAAUUUAAAUGGGUUGAACAACGUUCCAAGGAGUGGAUCAAUUUGGUCAGAUGACUUGAACAAUCGGAGUGGCUCAAAUUUUAGAUGGAAUUCUGAAAUAGCAGAUACUACUAAUGUCGAAACACAGCUAAGACCAAUAUCAGAAAUAGUUCAGAGUGAAGUCAUCAAAGCCUCCAUCACACUACCGCCAAUCAGUCCUAACAUCUACUCAGUUCCCCUGUUUUAUCAUUACAUUAGAUCUUUACCAAAUAGUUCAAUCCCAAACUUCACUAUGGAGGAGUUUAUGAAGAUACUACUAGUCAACAAUGAGGAAACUCUAUUCUACCAAUUCGAAUUGUUUAAGGAUAUGAAUGGCGUUGAUCUUGUAAAGAUUGUGAAUAGAAGUCUGACCGAACCACAGCCAACUAUGAACACUAGUCUUUUGAAUCAUAUCCAUGGUGUUCCUACCACGAGUAUGGGCCUUGACAGCAGUUCGAUGCAAAUGAGUAUACAGAAUCUGAGUGUGAAUAAUCCUCCUUCUGCGAACACUAUGAAUAUAGGUGGGACUGCUAUAAAUAUGAACACCAUGGACAUGAACAAUAUGAAGUUGAACGAUGGAAUGAUGAUCAACGGAAUGGGCAUGGGUGGCAUCAACAAUUCAAACAUGAUGAACUUGCACACUCUGAAAAAUAUAAACGAUAUGGUCAACAUUAAUAGCAUGAAUAAUAUGAAUAAUAUGAAUAACAUGACCAACAUGAGCCACAUGAACGUGGAAGGCGUAAAAAUGAACGGCAUUAAUACAUCAGUUUUGAACGACGUAAAUAUGCUGAGUGGAGUCAGCAAUGUCGAAGGGAUGAGUGAUCCAAACUACGGUUUUAGUGGUAACAAUACCAAUGUAAAUACAGACAUGAACGUCAUGAUGAAUUCUAUGAACAUGAACAUGUCUACUAUGAACCUACAAGGGUUCGAUAGACCUUCCACCGGUUCACAACACCAUGGUGAUGCUUUUGCAAAAGAAGGUGUUCCAACUGUCCCUUCUCCAUGGAGACGUUUUAAUUGA